Messenger RNA from Drosophila gunungcola (fruit fly), 2680 nucleotides. Its product is annotated as G2/mitotic-specific cyclin-B3-like. Lineage: Eukaryota; Metazoa; Arthropoda; Insecta; Diptera; Drosophilidae. Gene Ontology annotation, cellular component: nucleus; cytoplasm; centrosome. Gene Ontology annotation, molecular function: cyclin-dependent protein serine/threonine kinase regulator activity. The transcript has a single exon. The record is from RefSeq and is a predicted model, not a curated record. Bases 530 to 2014 code for a protein of 494 amino acids. Gene Ontology annotation, biological process: mitotic cell cycle phase transition; regulation of cyclin-dependent protein serine/threonine kinase activity.
ACUGAAACUGCUGCUCGAAAGCUUAUAGCCAAUUCACAUUACAGUAUUUUUGACAACGUGAUGCAGUGUGAAUUGGUGUUCCACUUUUUCACCGUCUUCCCAUCGUUCCCCCAAAAAUACUGUGAUGUGAAUGGCUAAAAUGUGAAUAGGCUAUUAGAAUAUUAAAUACCACAGAGGAAUUGGUUUGGCGGCUGAAAGUUAGAAAAUCUUUUAGUUUAAUUAUAUAUUUUAGGCAGUAAUACUUAUUUGCCACUAAUGAAUUGAUCUCAGGAGCCAAGCGCCAUAACUGAAAAAAAAAUCCGGCUGAAAUUGUAUUGAAAUUGUCAGUUUGUGUGACGACAGCUCCCGAAAAGCAGAUUUAUAAAAAAGAAUUAGAAUCGAAUCGAGUUGCUCGCGCAGACAGACAGACAAUUCGCAGAAUUCUUGGACUCUUCUUAAGCAAUCCAAACGCAGAAGACACCAAACCGAUCCAAAAAACAAAACAACAAACCGACAAGUGCGAAAAAUCACGAAAAAAGGCAUUUCCCAAAUGGCACCAAAAAAAGGAAAAAAGCACGCCACCAAAACAGGCGGUCAUCGUCAGCUGCAGGCGGGGGGCGUGGCCUGGAAUACGCCCAUGGCGCUGGACGCCGCCACCGGAGCGGGCCGCAAACGGAAGACCGCCAUUGCGGGCAACAUCGUCGAUCCCAACGACGCCGAGAAUAUGCAGAGGCGCUCCAAACGCAAGGCCGACUAUAGUCCCAUCCAAAAAUUCAAAGUCAAGCGCUCCGCGCUGGGUAACCUGACCAAAAAUACUAACAACAUGUCACUGCAUCCCGGCCUGGAUGAGCAGCAAUCGAAGCAGCCGUCGGAUCAACAGUCGGAGCAGCCGGCCAAGAAACCCAAGGCUAUGGAACAGGAUGCUAAGCUGAAAGCUAAGAAACGGAAGAAUGCCUUUGUCGCCGCCAACAAGGGGACCACAGGCGCCUCCAGCAAGGUGGAGCAUUCGGUGGAGCUUUCGGUGGAGCAUGGCCACAAGGUGGGCAAGGUGGACAAGCUGGAGGAGGCCCAGGCCAGGCCCAAGCGGCUUCCCAAGGCAGUGCCCGCCGCCAAGAAGUCGGCUGUGGGCGAGCAGCUGCCAUCCAUGCCAUCCAUACCAUCCAUGCCAUCCAAUCCGGCGGUGCCACCGAACGUGGAGGACUUUGACCGCAAGCACUGGGACGAUCCGUUGCAGGUUUCGACCUACGCAAUGGACAUAUUUGAGUACCUGAAGGGGCGCGAACCGGUGUUCCCCAUUGUCGACUAUAUGCCGCGACAGAUCCACCUGACCGCCGGGAUACGCGCCAUACUGGUUGACUGGAUGGUGGUCGUGCAGCAGAGCUUCGGGUUCAACGCCGAGACUAUGUAUCUGGCAAUGAAGAUCGUCGAUCUGUAUCUGAGCCGCAAAGUGAUCAAGAGGGAUCAGAUUCUGCUCCUGGGCGUGGUUGCCUACCUCAUUGCCUGCAAAUAUGACGAGUGGCAGCCGCCGCCGUUGAUCCGCGACUUUCUGUACUUAAGCAAUGCGUCCUAUAACUACAACCAGGUGGUGCACAUGGAGCUCGAGACGCUACGCACUAUCGAGUUCGAACUGGGCGUACCGCUCGCCUGCCGCUUCCUGCGCCGCUACGCCCGCUGCGCCGAGGUGCCAGUGCCCACAUUGACCCUGGCGAACUACAUUCUGGAGAUGGCGCUAAUGGACUAUGCCACCGUUGCCUUCCGCGACUCGCAGAUGGCCUGCGCCGUCCUCUUCAUGGCCCUGCGCAUGAGCGGCGGCUCCGGGCAGCUGGGCCCGGCCACGAACACCUGGAGCCCCACACUCGUCCACUACAGCGGCUACCAGCUGACCGAGUUCGUCAAAAUUGUUCGCGUGCUGAAUGCCGGACUGCACCGCAACCAGCCGCCCAACAUCAAGACGAUCCGGGAGAAGUACUCGCUCGAGAAAUUCCACGAGGUGGCCAUGGUGCCGCUGCUAACGGACCUGCAGCUCUUUCAAUAGCCUCAACGUUUGGCCAAUGUUCCUCACCAGUUGUAUUCAUUCAGUAACAUAAUAAUCGCUAGCACACCGACAUCCCUAACCAAACGAUUCAUGUUCUAACAUGCACGCUAUUUUUAAGAGUUGCCAGCAUUGAACAAACCCAACUCUUUAAUCUACAUAUGUAGAUAAAUAUAUACAUAUGUAGAUAUGGCAAGCUUUUUAUCACUAUGAUUUUAACAAUACCUUAUGUUAUAUGCAACUGCUGCGGAAAAGCAUUCUUAGAGGCUUGGAAUAUGAAGUACCACAGUGUUAUUGGCAUAAAAAUGACAUGUUAGAAAAAUCUAUACAUAUACAUAUAUAUGAAUGUAUAUUUUAAACAUCAAAUUAAAUCCAAUAGUCCUAAAUAGUGCUGAAAAGUAUUUUGUUCGUUAUCACAUCAGGUAUGCAAAUAAUAAUGCUGACUAAAAGCAUUCCUACCGCAGUGUUAUUGACUUACAAAAUACAAGUUUCAACAUAAAUUAGUCUAAUAAAAUUAUUAAAUAUUGAAAGAGCAAUAUUUUUGUAAGCAACAAAUAGGGGAUAAGUAAUUAUUUCUACAAAUAUUUGUAAAAAGUGGGGAAAACACUUUAACUAGGUAUAGUAUUAAAAUUUCAAACCAGGAACCCAGAUUAAAAUUAUGCUUGAGAC